Messenger RNA from Suillus paluster, 372 nucleotides. RefSeq lists its product as uncharacterized. The coding region runs from base 116 to 340 and encodes 74 amino acids. The transcript has a single exon. The record is from RefSeq and is a predicted model, not a curated record. Lineage: Eukaryota; Fungi; Basidiomycota; Agaricomycetes; Boletales; Suillaceae.
UCUAGCCCUCCUGCUAUCCUCAUCUGCAUCCAUUCGUUUGCGUUCAUUCGCACUCGUUCAGCUCGCACAAUUGGUAAGUUUUUUUCGAUUAUUUUGAUUUUAUAACUAAAUCCAGAUGUUCGUGCCAAUCUCUAGCCCUCCCGCUAUCCUCCUCAUUUACAUCCAUUCGUUUGCGCUCAUUCACACUCAUUUGCACUUGUUCACGUACUUGUUCUUGUUUGCGCUCGUUCGGAGUCAUUCGCACUUGUUGAAAUUGUUCACAAUCGUUCAUUCUGCUGGUACCUCCACCUGCUCUCUAGCUACAUUUACUAUGUCAGAUCCUAGUAUGUUGCCUCCUUGAUUCCUGCAUUUUUCACUCGGACGGUUCCCCUU